Molecule: messenger RNA, 7622 nt
Organism: Cuscuta epithymum
Lineage: Eukaryota; Viridiplantae; Streptophyta; Magnoliopsida; Solanales; Convolvulaceae
Source: the annotation of a GenBank genome assembly
GAUUAAUGAGACAAAAGCUCAUCCCCAUCCCCCUCUCUCCCUAAUUUUCGGCCAUCCCUCAUCCAGCAAGAGCAAGAGAGCUUCCACCUUCCUUCUCCAUUGUUGAAGAGAGCUCAACAAGAAGAAAUCCCAAGAAAAGGAACUAAAGUGCUAAAAGUGUGAAUAAUUAAGGCACUUGUAAAGGGUGUUUCAAGUGAUUUCACAAAGUUGGAAAAGUCGCCGGAGUUGUCGCCGGAGUUGACCAAAAGUCGCCGGAGUUUCACCGGAGUUCAACCAAGAAGGGUAGAACUUCAAAACGCUAGCUCAAGGUUGAAGCUAGAGCUUGCUACUUGCACCUUCUCACGGGUGAUAUCACAUCAGGAAGACGUGGUUCGUGCUUCCUUAUUUUCUUUCAAACUACCGAACACUUGCUCAUGGAUAUUUGUUUACUAUAAACACUUUUUGGGCUUGCAUGCCCAUGUUGUUGGCCGGUUGUGGCUCAUGACUUACCGUUGAAUAUUUCCGCUAUUCAUUGGUUUAAAUGUGAUGUUGUUAUGUAUGUUUACUACUGAGUAUGGAUGAAUUGUUUUCUCGAACGCCUUGUGUAAUUAAGUGAGGCUGACUCGUGGGUGACGUCACUUAGUUAUACGGCGGUUGUACACGCGCUUGGAUUGCGGUCUGGGGCGUGACAAUUAAGUGGUAUCAGAGCCAUCUCAGUUCUAAACUAUAUAAUCAACCUCUCACAAAAGAUUUUGCAAAAGAGUUUUUACCGAAAACCAUGAGCAUUGUAUUUUGACGUUUAUAGGACUAUUGGUGCUUAAGUUGCAAGGCCUCUACUUGUUAAGACGGUACCCUUAACAAUUGGUAUGGUAGUGACUUGGGCCAAUACGUGUCUGUAACGUUCUUCCGUCAGUUGACAUUUAUAGGAGUCUAAUGGCUCAUCCAUAUUUCUUUCAGAAAUGGAGGGCAGGCGAAUGAGGACCAGGAACAAUCCGAGGGGGCAGGCGCCGGUAGUAUCCCAAAGGGGAAGCCGGGCUGCAUCUCGGGGUUCGAGAGGAGGCCGUGGAGGCCGUGGAAGCCGUGGAGGUCAUCAAGCUCAAUCUGUGAGUGGUGGCCAUGUAAGCUCGGUGUAUGAAACCAACACCGAGGACUAUGACUCAACCUACGUUCCAGAAACGGAGCAUGAGGAGACCCCGUAUGAUGGGGGGGACACAUACACCGAUGAUGACGAUGAGAGUGAUGCCCGAUUCGCCCAGAUGGGUGAAUUACUUGAGUGGUAUCAAAAGGAGAAACUGAGGAGAGACCUUAGGCGCCAAGCGAGGCGUGGCUCUCGUGGUGGUUCGGGUCAAGGAAGCCGGGGAGCUUCCGUGGCCACCCCAGCGGCGUCACAAGGUGGGCGUGAAGGAGGUUUUGUUGUGAGAAUCUCCAAGUACCUCAAGGAGGCUAGGGCCUUGGGGUGUAGGUCCUUUGACGGCACCGGUGACAUUACCGUUGCCGCCGAUUGGAUUAAGAAGGUGAAGGAUGCAUCAAGAGACAUGCAAAUCACACCGGACGUGAAGUUGACUGUCGCUUCACGGCUACUUGAAGGGAUAGCUUCUACGUGGUGGGAGAGCGUGGAAGGGAAGUACCAUGGGGAAAUAACAUGGGCGGACUUUGAGCUAGAGUUCUAUGCUCAAUACUACUCCGAGUACGAGGUGAAUGUGAAACGGAGAGAGUACACUAACCUUAAACAGAAAGAGGGCGGCACAGUUAAGCAGCUGGAACAAGAGUUUAGAACCUUGGCUAGGUUCUUACCAGAGUACGCGGUUGAUGAGAACCGUAUGACGGAGCACUUUUGGGAUGCCUUACUCUUGGACAUCCGUGAUCGGGCUACGUACUCGCGCCACAUGACCUUUAGCGAGGUGGUGGAGCAGGGCCUUCUUGGGGAGGCCCAAUGGAAUGAAAGAAAAGAGAGGGACGCCGAAGAGGCGAAAAAGAGGAAAUGGCAUGGUUCGGGGCCGCCCGAGCAGGCACGGAGGGAUAAACACGGCGGAGGUGGGGGUUCGUUCAAAACACCGGCACCACCGGCAAAGAAGAACAGGGAUGCUCGGUGGCAUGCAUCCUCCUCUCAAAAGACGGGACCCCCUAGGUGUGCUAAUUGUUCGAAAAAUCACUUUGGGAAAUGCAACGCACCCCCGAGGUGUUAUCAAUGUGGAAACACGGGCCACAUGAAGGCCAAUUGCCCACAACUAGGAGGAGGAGGAGCUCCGGGAUCCGGAGGAGGAACCACGACGGGAAGGAACCGUGCGGGGCCGUCAAACGGCGGCACGGGGAGAGGCGGCGCAUCAACGAGCCAUGCCGCAUCCGUAAACCAAGGCGGGACCCAAGCACGAGUCUACGCGAUGACCGAGGCGGAUGCGAGAGCAAAUCCGGACUCCGUUGCAGGUAAUACGCGUAUUCCCAUGUAUUUCUAGGCUUGCUUUGAUCAUAUACGUCGUUGGGAUUGAGUGUGGGCCACCUCGGGGUCGAACCGGGUGAGUUAGGCCGAAUCUGGCUGGAAACAGCCACUGCCGGCCAGGCACGCCCUCAGGCACGCCGUGCCUGGAAUCGUGCCUGGAAGGCAGUGGCACCCGAAGAGAAAAAGGGAAGAAAAAAAAAAAAAAAAAAAAAAAAAAAAAAAAAAAAAAAAAAUUUUGGGCCAGGCACGGCCGCAGGCACGCCGUGCCUGGCGUCGUGCCUGGAAGGCAGGCUCACCCCGAAGAAAAUUCAGCCAGGCACGGCCGCAGGCACGCCGUGCCUGGCGUCGUGCCUGGAAGGCAGGCUCACCCCGAAGGAAUUCGGCCAGGCACGGCCGCAGGCACGCCGUGCCUGGCACCGUGCCUGGGAGGCAGUGUUGAGCAGGAAGGGUCCGAUGCACGCACGGCCGUGCGUGCCACCCAGGCACGCCGUGCGUGGACCCCAGAACCCGGAAAUCGGAUUUUUCCGCCCCGUUCUUCUACGUUUGGACCCCCGUUCGAUUCCAAACAUUAGUAUGAACCUAAUAACCUUCCAAAGAUGUGUAAAAACAUUAGAAGAUGUAUCUCACAUGGUGUAUAAAUGUAGGAACGUUAAAGAUCAAUGGUAGGUGUGCGAGGAUCCUCAUUGAUACUGGGGCACAACGCUCAUUUGUGAGUGAGGCGUUCGCCGAGGGCCUUGACGUGCCAUUGACACCUAUGACGCAAACAUUGCUAGUUUCCACACCGUUAGGAGACGACGUGGAGAGAAAUCAUUACUAUCCGUCGUGCGAGGUAGAAGUGACGGGUCAACCUUUGACUUGUGAUUUCGUACCUCUAAGCAUGUUGGAGUUCGAUGCAAUCCUAGGAAUGGAUUGGCUCGAGAAACACCAUGCUCGAGUAGAUUGCUACACCAAGGUGUUAGAGCUCGAGGAUGAUCAAGGAAACACACUAUGUUUCGAGGGAGAUCGGGGGAAAUCUAAUGCUUGUAUAAUAUCCGUGAUGAGAGCACGGAAGAUGAUGAGGAAGGGAUGCCACGCAUACCUUGCCUACGUGGUGGACGAUACCAAGAAGGAAGUCGACAUCAAAAAUGUACGGGUCGUGUGCAAAUACCCGGAUGUCUUUCCCAAAGACCUACCGGGGCUUCCACCCGAUAGAGAGAUAGAGUUUGUAAUUGAAGUGGAGCCGGGAACCAAACCCAUUUCGAUUCCUCCUUAUCGAAUGGCGCCGGCCGAACUCCAAGAGUUGAAGGUCCAACUACAAGAAUUACUGGACAACGGGUUCAUCAGACCCAGUCAUUCACCGUGGGGAGCACCCGUACUCUUCGUAAAAAAGAAGGAUGGUACACUAAGAAUGUGUAUUGACUACCGACAGUUGAACAAGGUCACAAUCAAAAACAGAUAUCCCUUACCGAGGAUUGAUGACUUGUUUGAUCAACUUCGAGGGGCCAUAGUAUUCUCGAAGAUUGACUUGAGGUCGGGGUAUCAUCAGUUGAAGAUCAAGGAGAGUGACAUACCUAAGAGCGCAUUUCGCACUAGAUAUGGUCACUACGAGUUUCUUGUGAUGUCAUUUGGUUUAACCAAUGCACCGGCGGCAUUCAUGGACUUGAUGAACCGUGUGUUUAGUGAAUACUUAGAUCAAUUUGUGAUAGUAUUCAUUGAUGAUAUCUUAAUAUACUCCAAGAGCGAGGAGGAGCACGAACAUCAUUUGGGGCUUAUACUUGAUCGGCUAAGGGAAAAGCAACUCUUUGCCAAGUUCUCUAAAUGCGAAUUUUGGCUCAAGGAGAUUGGUUUCCUCGGUCAUGUCAUAUCUGGUUCGGGCGUUGCUGUGGAUAACGCCAAGAUAAAAGCUAUCAUGGAUUGGGAGAGACCCAAGAAUGUGAAAGAGAUACGUAGUUUCCUUGGCUUAGCGGGAUACUAUCGUAAAUUUGUGGAAAAAUUCUCCGUAUUGGCGUCCCCAUUAACGAAGCUCACAAAGAAAGGGGCCAAGUUCAUAUGGGACGACAAGUGUGAGAAGGGGUUCCUUGAAUUGAAGAAACGACUUACCGAAGCACCAGUCCUUGCCCUACCCAUACAGGGGAUAGGGUAUGACAUUUACAGCGAUGCUAGCAUCCAAGGACUUGGAUGUGUACUGAUGCAAAACGGUAAAGUGAUUGCCUAUGCUUCAAGGCAAUUGAGAAAGCACGAGGUGAACUACCCUACCCAUGAUCUAGAAUUAGGGGCGGUAGUGUUUGCACUGAAAAUCUGGAGGCAUUAUCUCUACGGGGAGACAUGUCACAUUUUUACAGACCAUAAGAGCUUGAAGUACGUAUUCACUCAGAAAGAGUUGAAUAUGAGGCAGAGAAGAUGGAUGGAGUUGAUCAAGGACUAUGACUUGAUCAUCGACUAUCAUCCAGGAAGGGCCAACGUCGUGGCCGACGCACUGAGCAGAAAGAGUACGUCGGGGACGCUACUCACAUGCCUACAGGCAUUGAGGGCGCGCGUGGAGGUGUCCACGUGCGGGGCUCUCAUUGCUCGAUUCGAGGUUAGGCCCACCCUAUUGGGCGAGAUUAGUCGAAGUCAGGCCAUUGAUGAGGAAUGUCAGAAAAUCCGCGAACGGAUCCUUGAGGGGCCCGUCGAGAAUUUUCGGGUACGUGAUGACGGUCUUCUACUAUUUAAGGAUCGUGUGUGCAUACCAAAGAAUGAGGAACUCAAGAAAUCUAUACUUGAGGAGGCUCAUUCUUCAGCUUAUGCUAUGCAUCCAGGAGGUACUAAGAUGUACCGAGAUUUGAAGGAAAGUUACUGGUGGUCAGGUAUGAAGAGAGACAUUGCUGAGUAUGUGAGUCGGUGCCUUACUUGCCAGCAAGUUAAGGCAGAGCAUCAGCACCCGGCAGGGCUUUUGCAGCCACUCACCAUCCCAGAGUGGAAGUGGGAGCACGUGACCAUGGACUUCGUGGUGGGGCUACCACGAACAGUGAACAACUAUGAUGCAGUUUGGGUAGUGGUUGAUAGGCUCACCAAGAGUGCACACUUUUUGCCUAUCAACAUUACUUAUCCUCUUGAAAGAUUGGCCAAGCUUUACACGGAGGAGAUUGUGAGACUACAUGGAGUCCCGAUAUCCAUUGUUUCGGAUAGGGAUCCACGAUUCACAUCCCGAUUUUGGCCAAAGUUUCAAGCAUCGCUGGGUACUAAACUGAAGUUUAGCACAGCUUUUCACCCACAGACGGAUGGACAGUCCGAGCGGGUGAUACAGAUUUUGGAAGACAUGCUUAGGGCAUGUGCUUUGGAGUUCCAAGGAAGUUGGGACAAACAUUUGGCCCUAGUGGAGUUUGCUUAUAACAACAGUUAUCAAGCAAGUAUCGGCAUGCCUCCAUAUGAGGCAUUGUAUGGGAGGAAAUGUAGAACACCGUUGUGUUGGGACGAGGUUGGCGAGGCCAAACUCGAAGGGAUAGAGCUGGUUGAGAUUACCAAGGCCAAGGUAAGGAUCAUUCGGGAUAGAUUGAAGGCUGCUCAGGACCGACAGAAGAGUUAUGCUGAUAAACGGCGGAGACCGUUGGAGUUCGAAGUCGGUGAUGAGGUCUUCCUAAGGAUUUCUCCUUGGAAGGGCAUCAUUCGAUUCGUAUCGAGGGGAAAGCUUAACCCCCGAUACAUCGGUCCAUUUGAAAUCCUUGAAAGGAUAGGGGCCGUGGCUUACCGUCUCAAGUUGACGCCUGAACUUGAGAAGAUACAUGACGUGUUUCAUGUAUCAAUGCUCAAGAAAUACAUACGAGACCCAUCUCAUAUUCUUGAGAAACCACCGGUAGAGAUCCGUGAGGACUUGCAAUAUGCGGUGGGACCAGUGAAGAUUGUUGGUCAACAAGUGAAGAAGCUUAGGAAUAAGGAGAUUCCUAUGGUAAAGGUUCUUUGGAGAAGUGAUCGAGUCGAAGAAGAAACUUGGGAGACCGAGGUCUCAAUGAGGGAGCAAUACCCAUUUCUUUUCGAUUAGAUACUUGGAUUUCGGGGACGAAAUCCCAAAUAAGGGGGGGUGAACUUGUAACACCGUCCCCAAAUAUAUUUACUUUUAUGUAAAUAAUGUAUUGAACCUUACUAAGGGAUUAAUGAAUUUACGAAGUUGUAAAUUUUUAUUAUUUCUUUCGCGUGAAAAGUAAAUUGCACGUGGGACCCACACCGGGAGCGGGGGGCCGCCCGACAUUCCCGAGACCAUAUAUUUUAUUCAUCUUGGUCUAGAUAAUAAAUAUAUAGUGGUGAAUAUUUCAUUUGGACCAUGGAAAGGCCCAGAGUUGACCGAUUCGUCAAAAGAAGCCCAAAUUACCGGUACUGGUAAUUUAACUGAUAACAGCCCGAACUGAAUUUCGGAGGCUUAUAAAUUAAAGUUGGGGAAUGUAUAUUCAUUAUACAUGUCAUAAUGAGUAAGAGCACAUAAUAUAUUUUAUUUGACCCGAUAAAAUAAAAUAUAUUUAAAACAGUCCGAAAAAUACAACUUUCGGGACCGAUUGUACACUUCGGGACAAAAAGGGUUGACCUCCCACAUGAGUGGGGGCCAACCCACGAAUUUGGACACUCAAGGAGAGUGUUGGCCGGCUGGUGGGAUAGGGAAGUAUGGGGAGGGGAUUGUGAUAUGAAGGAAAUGGCAUCAAAGGUACCUAAAGUGGACCCCCAUUCUACACUCAUUGGAUUAAUGAGACAAAAGCUCAUCCCCAUCCCCCUCUCUCCCUAAUUUUCGGCCAUCCCUCAUCCAGCAAGAGCAAGAGAGCUUCCACCUUCCUUCUCCAUUGUUGAAGAGAGCUCAACAAGAAGAAAUCCCAAGAAAAGGAACUAAAGUGCUAAAAGUGUGAAUAAUUAAGGCACUUGUAAAGGGUGUUUCAAGUGAUUUCACAAAGUUGGAAAAGUCGCCGGAGUUGUCGCCGGAGUUGACCAAAAGUCGCCGGAGUUUCACCGGAGUUCAACCAAGAAGGGUAGAACUUCAAAACGCUAGCUCAAGGUUGAAGCUAGAGCUUGCUACUUGCACCUUCUCACGGGUGAUAUCACAUCAGGAAGACGUGGUUCGUGCUUCCUUAUUUUCUUUCAAACUACCGAACACUUGCUCAUGGAUAUUUGUUUACUAUAAACACUUUUUGGGCUUGCAUGCCCAUGUUGUUGGCCGGUUGUGGCUCAUGACUUACCGUUGAAUAUUUCCGCUAUUCAUUGGUUUAAA